UUUGAGUGGUAAAACCAAGCAUGCCGGCAGCAGCAGGAAGUCGUUUUCUCCCUCGCCUUUUUUUCUUCCUUGCAAUUAUUGUUUUUUUGUCGCUGCCGUCGUCACCGUCGUCACCUUACGAAUAUCUCCUCGUCGUCAUCUUUAUGGCCUAUCGAAUCUCUGGAAGAGGAGCAAGGAUGGCUGCUGCUGCUGCCCCUCCUGUCGAGGCCCCCGCCUCUUCUUCAAGGGCAGAUGAGGUUGUCGUUGUCGUGGCCGGGAGAUAUCAUCUCGUGAGGAAGAUUGGGUCAGGCUCUUUUGGAGACAUAUAUUUGGCCUACAACAUAAAUAGGGAGGGCUUGGAGGAGGUAGCUGUGAAGAUAGAGAAGAAGAAGGCUCGAUACCCUCAGCUAGUUUUUGAAAAUAAGGUCUACACAGCGUUACAAGGGGGAAUCGGAAUUCCACGAAUUCACUCGUUCGGACAAGAAGGAGACUAUAAUUUUUUGGUUAUGGACCUUCUUGGAUCCAGUUUGGAGGAAUUAUUUAACACCUGUUCUCGCCGCUUCAGUAUGAAGACUGUAUUGAUGUUGGCUGAUCAAAUGAUUGCUCGGGUGGAGUAUAUUCACUCUAAAAACUUUAUUCAUCGUGAUAUCAAACCCGACAAUUUUCUCAUGGGGGGUGGCCGUCAUUCGAGCAGGUUAUACUUGAUCGAUUUUGGGCUCGCCAAGAAGUACCGCGAUCCUCGUAUGGGUCAGCACAUUUCGUACCGAGAGAAUAAAAACUUGACUGGAACAGCUCGUUACGCCUCGAUUAAUGCCCAUGUCGGAAUUGAACAAAGUCGACGCGACGACAUGGAGUCGCUUGGAUAUUUAUUGAUGUAUUUCGUCAGAGGUGGUCUUCCCUGGCAAGGGUUGAAGGCGGCCGGGAAGAAGCAGAAGUAUGAAAAAAUAGCGGAAAAAAAAAUGACGACGCCUUUCGAAGUGCUGUGCAAGGGGUAUCCACCGGAAUUUGCUUAUUAUUUCAACUACUGUCGCGGCCUGCGGUUUGAGGAAACCCCAGAUUACAUGUACCUUCGAAAACUUUUCCUCGUUUUGUUCCGGAGCUUGGGACAUCAAUAUGACUACAACUUUGAUUGGAAUAAGUUCGAGUAUAAGGCCGUGGCUCCGAGCUCUACGGCUCAUCAGCAGUCAGCGCCACCCAAUGUUCCAUACGGUGGCCGGUAAUACAACACACAGAUACUCAAUUAAUUCCGUUUUUUUAGUAAAUAAUAUUUUUGACCGUACAAUUAAGAAUAUGUUUAUAUAUUAUCUAAAUAUGUGACGAUAGAUUUUGUAGUGUAUAUUACUUAUUAACUUUCGCAAUCGAAUUGACUAUAAGAUCGGGGAUUUCCUACUAGAUAUUAUUUUUUGAUAUUGUUUUUGUAAGUAAUAGAUUGACUUAUAGAAAUAAAUCCCUCAGUAUUACAUA
Messenger RNA from Folsomia candida, 1443 nucleotides. RefSeq names its product casein kinase I. NCBI's taxonomy places the organism in Eukaryota, Metazoa, Arthropoda, Collembola, Entomobryomorpha, Isotomidae. The transcript is spliced from 6 exons. The coding region runs from base 21 to 1199 and encodes 392 amino acids. Gene Ontology annotation, molecular function: protein serine/threonine kinase activity; ATP binding. Gene Ontology annotation, cellular component: cytoplasm; nucleus. Gene Ontology annotation, biological process: signal transduction; peptidyl-serine phosphorylation; negative regulation of canonical Wnt signaling pathway. The record is from RefSeq and is a predicted model, not a curated record.